UUUAAUCUGCAAGCAUCCUUGUAGUUUUGUUGUCAGCGUAUAGCUAAAAUAGGAUAAAGGACAAAUAUGUAUUUGUAUAAUUUAACAUUGCAAAAGGCCACGGGUAUUACCCAUGCUGUCCAUGGCAACUUCUCGGGUGGCAAACAGCAGGAGGUAAUUGUGUCACGUGGCAAAUCAUUGGAAUUGGUUAGGCCAGAUUCGAAUACCGGCAAAGUGCACACCAUUUUGUCUACGGAGGUAUUUGGUUGCAUUCGAUCAUUGAUGUCUUUUCGUCUAACUGGAGGCAAUAAAGAUUAUAUUGUGGUCGGUUCAGAUUCUGGACGUAUUGUUAUUCUGGAAUAUAAUCCAACUAAAAAUUGUUUGGAUAAGGUACAUCAAGAAACAUUUGGCAAAUCAGGAUGUAGACGUAUUGUACCUGGCCAAUAUUUGGCCAUUGAUCCCAAGGGUCGUGCUGUAAUGAUUGGUGCUGUGGAAAAACAAAAACUGGCAUACAUUUUGAACAGAGAUGCCCAGGCACGUUUGACAAUCUCAUCGCCCUUGGAAGCUCACAAAUCGAAUACAUUCACCUAUCACAUGGUUGGCGUGGAUGUGGGGUUUGACAAUCCCAUGUUUGCUUGUUUGGAAAUUGAUUAUGAAGAAGCUGAUAAUGAUCCAACAGGUGAAGCUGCCGAACGCACCCAACAAACAUUGACAUUCUACGAAUUGGAUCUGGGUUUGAAUCAUGUUGUACGCAAAUACUCGGAACCAUUGGAAGAACAUGCUAAUUUCCUUAUCUCAGUACCGGGUGGUAAUGAUGGUCCAUCAGGUGUUCUCAUUUGUUCGGAGAACUAUUUGACAUAUAAAAAUUUGGGUGAUCAACAUGAUAUUCGUUGUCCCAUACCUCGUCGCCGUAACGAUUUAGAUGAUCCAGAACGUGGCAUGAUAUUUAUAUGUUCGGCCACACAUCGCACCAAGAGCAUGUAUUUCUUUUUGGUACAAACCGAACAGGGUGACAUCUUUAAGGUUACUCUGGAGACGGAUGAUGAUGUGGUAUCUGAAAUUAAGUUGAAAUAUUUUGAUACGGUACCACCAGCUGUGUCGAUGUGUGUUUUGAAAACUGGUUUUCUGUUUGUCGCCUGCGAAUUUGGCAAUCAUUAUUUAUAUCAAAUUGCUCACUUGGGCGAUGAUGACGAUGAACCCGAAUUUAGCUCUGCCAUGCCAUUGGAAGAGGGAGAAACAUUCUUCUUUGCCCCCCGUCCAUUAAAAAAUCUCAUAAUGGUCGAUGAAAUGCCUUCAUUUUCACCCAUCAUAUCGUCACACGUUGCCGAUUUGGCAAAUGAAGAUACUCCGCAGUUGUAUGUUUUAUGUGGCCGUGGACCACGUUCAUCUUUGCGUGUUUUGCGUCAUGGUUUGGAAGUAUCAGAAAUGGCCGUAUCUGAACUACCCGGCAAUCCAAAUGCCGUAUGGACAGUUAAGAAACGUAUUGAUGAUGAAUUCGAUGCCUAUAUCAUUGUGUCAUUUGUAAAUGCUACGUUGGUUUUGAGUAUUGGUGAAACUGUGGAAGAAGUUACGGAUAGUGGCUUUUUGGGUACCACACCGACAUUGUGUUGUGCCUCUUUGGGAGAAGAUGCUUUGGUGCAAGUAUACCCCGAUGGUAUACGUCAUAUACGUUCCGAUAAACGUGUUAAUGAAUGGCGAGCACCUGGCAAAAAAUCCAUUACCAAAUGUGCAGUCAAUCAACGUCAGGUGGUUAUAACAUUAUCGGGGCGUGAAUUGGUCUAUUUUGAAAUGGAUGCGACUGGUGAACUGAAUGAAUAUACCGAGCGUUCAGAAAUGCCUGCUGAAAUUAUGUGUAUGGCAUUGGGCACAGUGCCUGAAGGUGAACAGAGAUCAUGGUUUUUGGCUGUUGGUUUAGCUGAUAAUACCGUACGCAUUAUAUCACUCGAUCCGAAUGAUUGUCUAACACCUUGCUCGAUGCAAGCUCUGCCAUCACCUGCUGAAUCGUUGUGUCUCGUUGAAAUGGGCCAUACCGAAAGUUCAACCAACACCAACGAUGAACCCAACGAACGCGGAAAUGUAUCGACCAAAGGCACAAUAUACCUUAAUAUUGGUUUAAGCAAUGGUGUCCUCCUGCGUACCGUAUUAGAUCCGGUGUCGGGUGAUUUGGCUGACACACGUACACGCUAUUUGGGUUCUAGGCCUGUAAAACUAUUCCGUAUACGUAUGCAGGGCUCGGAAGCUGUACUCGCCAUGUCGAGUCGUUCAUGGCUUUCUUAUUACUAUCAAAAUCGUUUCCAUUUGACGCCAUUGUCCUAUGAAACUCUGGAAUAUGCCUCCGGAUUUUCAAGUGAACAAUGUAGUGAAGGUAUUGUGGCUAUUUCCACAAACACCUUACGUAUUUUGGCUUUGGAGAAAUUGGGAGCUGUCUUCAAUCAAGUAUCAUUUGGUUUGGAAUACACGCCCAGAGCAUUUGCAAUACACCCGGAUACGGGAAGAAUGAUUGUGGCGGAAACCGAUCACAAUGCCUAUACGGAAGAAACCAAAAAUGCCCGUAAACAACAAAUGGCAGAAGAAAUGCGCAUGGCAGCCGGCGAUGAAGAACGUGAAUUGGCUAAUGAGAUGGCCAAUGCAUUUAUAAAUGAAGUUUUGCCGGAGGAUGUUUUCUCAGCUCCUAAGGCCGGUGUCGGCUUGUGGGCUUCUCAGAUAAGAGCGAUUGAUCCCAUUCAAGGACAAACUCUAUUUAAAAUACCUCUUGCCCAAAAUGAAGCUAUAAUGUCGAUGACAAUCUUGAAAUUUUCCGUAACUCAAGAUGGUCGCUACUAUCUGGCUGUCGGGAUAGCCAAGGAGUUAAUGUUAAAUCCUCGUAUUACAAAUGGUGGUUUUAUUGAUGUGUAUAAAAUUGAUCCCACCUGUUCGUCGGUAGAAUUUAUGCAUCGCACCGAACUAGAUGAAGUACCCGGAGCUUUGUGUGCCUUCCAAGGAAGGUUGUUGGCUGGUUGUGGACGUAUUCUUCGAAUCUAUGAUUAUGGUAAAAAGAAAUUGCUGCGAAAAUGUGAAAAUAAACACAUACCCUAUCAAAUUGUAAAUAUACAAGCCAUGGGACAUCGUGUCUAUGUAUCCGAUGUCCAGGAAUCAGUAUUUUUCAUACGUUACAAGAGGGCCGAAAAUCAGUUGAUUAUUUUUGCCGACGACACGCAUCCACGUUGGGUUACAUCUACCACCCUAUUGGAUUAUGAUACCAUUGCUAUUGGUGAUAAAUUUGGCAAUAUGUGCAUCCAACGUUUACCGCAUUCGGUUACCGAUGAUGUCGAUGAAGAUCCCACCGGUACAAAAUCUCUGUGGGAUCGUGGUCUGCUAUCAGGAGCAUCACAGAAAUCGGAAAACAUUUCAACAUAUCAUGUUGGCGAAAUAAUAAUGUCACUGCAAAAGGCCACCCUUAUACCGGGUGGGUCGGAAGCAUUAAUAUACACAACAUUAAGUGGUACGGUCGGGGCAUUUGUACCAUUCACCAGUCGAGAAGAUUACGAUUUCUUUCAACAUCUGGAGAUGCAUAUGCGUAAUGAGAAUCCACCACUUUGUGGAAGGGAUCAUUUAAGUUAUCGCAGUGCCUAUUAUCCGGUUAAGAAUGUUAUUGAUGGCGAUCUAUGUGAACAGUAUCUAUCCAUUGAUCCGGCUAAACAAAAGACCAUUGCUGGUGAUAUGUUCCGUACACCGAAUCAGGUGUGCAAGAAAUUGGAAGACAUUAGAACGCGUUAUGCUUUCUAAAGAGA
Molecule: messenger RNA, 3749 nt
Organism: Musca vetustissima
Lineage: Eukaryota; Metazoa; Arthropoda; Insecta; Diptera; Muscidae
Gene: Sf3b3
Product: splicing factor 3B subunit 3
Exons: 7
Coding region: 67-3744 (1225 amino acids)
Biological process (GO): mRNA splicing, via spliceosome
Cellular component (GO): nucleus; U2 snRNP
Molecular function (GO): U2 snRNA binding; protein binding
Source: RefSeq, a predicted model, not a curated record